CUGGGAACGACAUCAUCCCUGCAGCAUGGCGACUUCGAUCGAGCGCAUCCUCGGCCGCAAGACAGAGCGCGGCCGCGUCCAUUACCUCGUCCGCUGGGAAGGCCAUGGCCCCGAGCAUGACACGUGGGAAAGCCGCAUCGACCUGCGCGAGGACGGCCACUUUGAGCACAUCCGCGUCUACGAGCGCAUGAUGAAGGAUGCCAAGGAAACGAGCACGCCCAGCGAGGGCUCGGCCGAGGCGGAGAAGCAGCCCAAGGCGGAGGCCAAGCCCCGUGGCCGAUCGCGUAGUACCAAGUCCAAGAGUCCGUCGCGCGCACGCAGCCGCAGCGUCUCCAAGAAGGAUACCGUCACGUCGCCUCGCGGGCGCUCCAAGUCGCGUGGCAACUCGGUGCAUCGCGAGCGCAAGAAGCGCACGCCGGUUGAGACACCAGUGGCCUCGGAGACCUCGGUAGCCCCCGAAGCAUCGAUGGUAUUGGAAGAGUCCAAGCCCGUCGCGCCCGUCGUCGUCUCUACAUUGCAGGAGGAGACGCCUGUGGAAGCGACGCCAGCUACGGUCCACGAGGUGCCCAAGGUCCAAGAGGUGGUCGAAAACAUCUUUGCGGACGCACCAGUCGCCCGUGGUCUUCCUUCGCUGCAUACCGCGACAGACUCUGCCAACGAUGCAGACGACGAAAACGACAUCUUCAACAAGGAAGCGGUCGCGCAGCAGAUUCAAGCCAUCUCGAGCGGCGAGUACGACAACCUCUCCAAGGUCAUUGACGCGCUGCGGCAACGCGGCUGGCUGUACCGGUUCAUUGGCUUCCUUGUCGUCUUUCUCGCGAUGCUCGCCAACGUUCUCGUGCCCGAAAUCGAAAAGAACUUUGCCAUCUCCGAGUCGUCGAACCUCGUGCUCUCGAUCUUGACCAAGACCAACUCGCUCCCGCCGCUCAUCUGCCUCGUGCUUGUGCUGCAUGGCCGCAGCACCAAGUCGCUCUCCAAGUGGAUCGCGAUCUGCCUCGUGUGGCGCACGGCCGCCGAGGUCGUGACGCAGCUGCCCGACACCACGGGCGUGUACGCGACCGUCGUUGCCAUGUGCAUUGCCGUCGCCGAUCUCAGCGCGUUCCUCGCCACUUGCUCGUGCGUCGGCGGCCACUGCGAAGACAUCUUUACCCAAACGCUUUGCGUCAUGGGCUUCCUCCUCCUCCUCGCAGCCGACUGCAUAUUCUUUCUCGAGCUCCUGCACGAGUCGAGUGCGCGCUUCCUCGUCAUGGCCUUUGGCGCGAUGAUCCUCUCGUUCAGCUCUGUCCUCGCCGAAGCCGACGACGCAUAA
Molecule: messenger RNA, 1309 nt
Organism: Saprolegnia parasitica CBS 223.65
Lineage: Eukaryota; Oomycota; Saprolegniomycetes; Saprolegniales; Saprolegniaceae
Exons: 7
Coding region: 26-1309 (427 amino acids)
Biological process (GO): chromatin organization; negative regulation of transcription by RNA polymerase II
Cellular component (GO): pericentric heterochromatin
Molecular function (GO): chromatin binding
Source: RefSeq, a predicted model, not a curated record